AGCUGCGACGACUCGUAGAAAACUUACCCUAGCUUUAGUUCCGAGGAGACCUCCGGGUCGGGAAAGGGUGACCGGAAGCGAGGCUAGGACUGACCGGAAGUGAGGCCUGUGGAGGGGAAGAGGGGAAAGCAGGCCGCGAGGGGUGGGAUACUUGUGGGGAGGGUUGGGGGUGGGGUGGGUGGGGAGCCAGGAGACCAGCGGUUUGAGCUGCCCGCGGGCCGGGAGCCGGGGGCCUGUGGCCGAGGAGGGUUGGGUCGGGGACUGGCUGCAGCCUGGGGUGGGACGGCGGGGAGAUCCCGGAUCUGUGUGUCUGCGCUCUAGUUGUGCUGUGGAGGAGCCCCGAGCGGCCUCGUCAGGGGCCAGGCAGGGGGUCCCAGAGGCCUGGGAGGGGGCAGCCCAGGGCCGAAGGCCGGCUGUGGGUGUCGGGGUGGGCGUGUGCGGACUUCCCUUUAGCAGCGGCUCGGGGGAGCGGAACUGCACCCCCGCCGCCCCGGUCGGUGCUCGCGGAGUCCCCGCCUAGCGAGAGAAAGGCCGCUGUCUACCAGGGGGCCCUUUGGAAGGAGGCAGGAUGGCCUGGGCCCUGAAGCUGCCGCUGACCGACGAGGUGAUCGAGUCCGGGCUGGUGCAGGACUUUGACGCGAGUCUGUCCGGGAUCGGCCAGGAGCUGGGCGCGGGGGCCUAUAGCAUGAGUGAUGUCCUUGCAUUGCCCAUUUUUAAACAAGAAGAGUCAAGUUUACCACCUGACGAUGAGAAUAAAAUCCUACCUUUCCAGUAUGUGCUUUGUGCUGCUACCUCUCCUGCAGUAAAGCUCCAUGAUGAAACACUCACAUAUCUCAAUCAAGGACAGUCUUAUGAAAUCCGAAUGCUGGACAACAGGAAACUUGGAGAACUUCCAGAAAUCAAUGGCAAGUUAGUGAAGAGUAUAUUUCGAGUGGUGUUCCAUGACAGACGACUGCAGUACACUGAGCAUCAGCAGCUUGAGGGCUGGAGAUGGAACAGGCCAGGGGAUAGAAUCCUUGAUAUAGAUAUUCCAAUGUCUGUAGGUAUAAUUGACCCUAGGGCAAAUCCAACACAACUGAAUACUGUGGAGUUUCUCUGGGACCCUGCAAAGAGGACAUCUGUGUUUAUUCAGGUACAUUGUAUCAGCACAGAGUUCACUAUGAGAAAACAUGGUGGAGAAAAGGGUGUGCCAUUCCGAGUUCAGAUUGACACCUUCAAGGAGAAUGAGAAUGGAGAAUACACUGAACACUUGCAUUCAGCCAGCUGUCAGAUCAAAGUUUUCAAGCCCAAAGGUGCAGACAGGAAGCAAAAAACAGACAGGGAGAAAAUGGAGAAGCGAACCCCUCAUGAAAAGGAAAAAUACCAACCUUCCUAUGAGACAACUAUACUCACGGAGUGUUCUCCAUGGCCUGAGAUCACAUAUGUCAAUAAUUCCCCAUCACCUGGCUUUAACAGUUCUCAUAGCAGUUUUUCAAUCGGAGAAGGGAAUGGUUCACCAAAUCACCAGCCAGAACCACCUCCUCCAGUUGCAGAUAACCUUCUGCCAACAACUACCCCUCAGGAAGCUCAACAGUGGUUACAUCGCAACCGAUUCUCCACGUUCUCACGGCUUUUCACAAACUUCUCAGGUGCAGAUUUAUUGAAGUUAACCAGAGAUGACGUUAUCCAAAUUUGUGGCCCUGCUGAUGGAAUCCGACUCUUCAAUGCCUUAAAAGGGAGGAUGGUGAGGCCCAGGCUGACGAUUUAUGUUUGCCAGGAAUCCUUGCAGUUGAGGGAGCAGCAGCAGCAGCAGCAGCAGCAGCAACAGCAGCAGCAGCAGCAGAAACAUGAGAACGGAGACUCAAAUGGUGCUUUCUUUGUGUACCAUGCCAUCUAUCUGGAAGAACUGACAGCUGUUGAGCUGACAGAGAAAAUCGCUCAGCUUUUCAGUAUCUCCCCUUGUCAGAUCAGUCAGAUCUACAAACAGGGGCCGACAGGAAUACAUGUGCUCAUCAGUGAUGAGAUGAUUCAGAACUUUCAGGAGGAAGCUUGUUUUGUUCUGGACACAAUGAAAGCUGAAACCAAUGAUAGCUACCACAUCAUAUUGAAAUAGAAGGGGAGCAUCCCAUGCUGGGUAGCUGCUGCUUCCUUGACCCAUUGGACACUCCUCCUCUUGCAGAGGGAUAUGGAUAGAGAGUUGGAGGUCUGCAAGAGCCUGACUGAUGGAGAGUGGGAGGUGGGGUGGUGCUACACUCCGGAGGUGGAAUCCCAGCCCUCCGUUCUUAUCCCAACCCUUUUGCCACACACAGAUUCCUGUUGGGCAUGCAAUUCUGCAGCUAUUUCUUAGUUACAAUUUCUGGACUGUGUUGUUGAGUAUUGAUAGAAACUUGUCGCAUCAUUUAGGUUUUACAUAGGGCAUAAUGAUGAUGGUAACUGUGUGAUGUUUAAUUGAAAGACGUUAAAUUUUAUGAUAAUCUGGAGCCAUGUAAUUUUUUUUCUAAUAUAUAAAUAAAAAUGAAUCUCUAUACUCUUUAGACUACCCACCAACCAACUCCCCCAUGACAUACCUGCAGUCUCUGCUUUCACUGCAGUGUAUUUGCUCCUGGAAAGCAGAAUGGUGGGCAAAAAAAUUUUUUCCCAUGUACCGUAUAUCCUGCCAUUACCCUCUUGGACACCACAUGGUGAUCCUGCAUUGCUGUGGUGAAAUGUGAGUUUACAUGGAGGACUGAGGAAAUGAACUGCCAAAAGUGACCUAUUAAUAGGGUCAGAGAUAUGAAAAAUGAAAUAUAAGUGCGUGUACUCUCUCUUUGGGGGGGGGGGGCACUAUUAUAAAAUAAAGUUGGCAGGAUUUGAGCACUGA
Messenger RNA from Trichosurus vulpecula (common brushtail), 2839 nucleotides. It is a transcript of the gene TFCP2, whose product is annotated as transcription factor CP2. The transcript is spliced from 15 exons. Gene Ontology annotation, biological process: positive regulation of transcription by RNA polymerase II. The coding region runs from base 569 to 2092 and encodes 507 amino acids. Gene Ontology annotation, molecular function: DNA-binding transcription activator activity, RNA polymerase II-specific; RNA polymerase II cis-regulatory region sequence-specific DNA binding. NCBI's taxonomy places the organism in Eukaryota, Metazoa, Chordata, Mammalia, Diprotodontia, Phalangeridae. Gene Ontology annotation, cellular component: nucleus. The record is from RefSeq and is a predicted model, not a curated record.